Molecule: messenger RNA, 1639 nt
Organism: Scomber scombrus (Atlantic mackerel)
Lineage: Eukaryota; Metazoa; Chordata; Actinopteri; Scombriformes; Scombridae
Gene: cd7al
Product: cd7 antigen-like
Exons: 5
Coding region: 34-1143 (369 amino acids)
Biological process (GO): adaptive immune response
Cellular component (GO): membrane
Molecular function (GO): signaling receptor activity
Source: RefSeq, a predicted model, not a curated record
CUUAAUUAGUGUCUUGUGUUGAGACCAAUAAGGAUGAGUGGUAUCCAGUAUCUGGUCUGUCUGUGGAUUCUGCUCAUCACCCAGAGCAGAUUUGUACGCAGUGACAUUCAGUUCAUCGAGAAGCAUGAGGGGGAUUCUGUGGUCUUUCCCUGUGCGAUUGAACAGAGAAACCCAGCACCAUUUGGAGUCUACCUGAAACGCAGCUGGUUGGUUCCUAAUGAAAUACUGUUCAUGCACACCGGAGAAGACUUCAAAAUGAAAUAUGAUCAUGACAAAAGCCGCACCAUUGUGAGCGGAGACCCAAUAAACCACACACUGAAUGUGACCAUCUCUGAGCUGACAACCAAAGACACAGACCGCUACUACUGUGAGUUUAUUGUGGAAAACCCUUCUUCUGAGGAUGAACACAUACCUGGAAAGACUGAAUUCUUCCUCCUUGUUACUGCUGAUACCCCUGCAUCGGUGGACAGUGGGAGGAUAGAGACAUGCUCUGGGGGGUCUGUGGUGCUCCCCUGCCUGCCUGCAGAGGAGGGCUUGGCAGUGGAGGGGGUGAGUCUGAAACGGCAGAAGGGCCAGGAACCUGUGGAGGUGCUGUACGACUCAAGAAGACACCAUGGCAAUGAGCCCCCAUCCUACUCCCAGUUCCCCGCUGAGAGAUUCCGGCUGACCUCGGCGCUCGGCCCUGGUGGCAUCACCUACAACCUCACCCUGCAGCAGCUGCAGCCAGAGGACAGCGCACUGUACAGCUGCCAGCUGCUCCAGCGAGACAGGCCUGACAGCCACGCCAGUCUAGGGAGGCGAGCGCUCUUUGUUUCUGUGAAAGGGGAUGACUGCAGCUGCUCAAGCUCCUCCACAUUGCUGUAUGCUCUGUCCUCAGCCGUGGUGGUCCUCCUCCUCACCAUUGUGUUUGUAGGGAUUUGUCUGUGCAAAUUACGUCCAAGUGUCAAGCCAAACCGUCAAGCUCCCAUCUACGAGGACAUGGCUGGUUUUAAGGAUCUGAAAAGCAGUACAAAACUGGCACCUAACCAUCUGGAGGAUACAGUGUCUGUAUACAAUAACACAUCUGUGAAGAAAUCCUGUCCUGAGAACCACUAUGAAAGCCCCACAGGGGCCCUCUGUCCCAGAAACGAAACUCAGACAUAAAAUAUCACUAGCAUUAUGAACAUGAACAACUUAUCACCUCAGCUGCCUGAAACUCACUGGACUCUGACUACAAUUUGUUCUCUGACAACAGCUACGAUUUUUCUCUUCACAGGGUUUUUUGUAAUUUUAUGAUCUUGUAUUGUUGCUAGCUGAAAGAGUGCUUGUAGUUUUGCAUCUGUAAAUGUUUUGGGUUGAUCGAUAUGGAAACAAAUCACAUAUUCUGUGUUCUUCCAUCACAGUAUAUGUAAUUUAUAUCACAGUGUGUUAUAUAUUGCAAUGUUGUGCAGCAUUUUCUGGAGGCUUAUUCAAAUGUUUUUGUUGUUUUUCUUUUACUGAGUUUUAAAACAGUACAUGUUGUUGUAUGACCAAUCAAAUUAAAUGUUGAGUUUUCUUGUAAAUAAUGUUGUUUACAUUCACUGUUUCUCACAAAUGUUUCAGUCCUCAAGGGUGUAAGACAUUGAAUGAAUUUCCUUCCUCAUUAAAUAUUUGCAGCACU